AUGGUGGAGCAGAAAGUUGGGGUUCAGGUACCCAGGCUCCCUAAGAUGGGUGUGAGGAGCCCUGCUGCAGAACCCACCUAGUUCUGCCCCAGGAACAUGGUCCUCAACCUACUGAUGGAUUUAGCAGCUUCUUAGCAUCGUCCAUACCAGACCAGGCUAGGGAGUGGCUCUGGACAAGCCCUGGGAGAAAAUGGGGUGGUACAGCCGCCGAGAUUCAGACCUGGAGAAGCCAGUGGCUGCCCUGACCCUGAGCUCCACUUCUAGCCUGUGUCAUUGUCUGGGUUGCUUAGGGUGGGGCUUGGGUGCUGCCAGCCUCAGGCUUUGGGGGUGCUGGGAGCCUACUCUGCCAGGGGCCAGGGCUGACAGCCCUCUCUUGUGCCCUGCUCCCAGGCUGGCAGUGUCCUGCAGACCAUGAACUGAGCACUGGUAUCAGAUUGUUGACAGUUUAAGGCGUGCAGAAACCGCCACCCAGAAACCCCACCCCACCCCCAGCCCUCUGCACUGACAAUCCCCAAGAAGAUGGGGAGGAAAAAGAUCCAGAUCCAGCGAAUCACUGAUGAGCGGAACCGGCAGGUGACAUUCACCAAGAGGAAGUUCGGGCUGAUGAAGAAGGCGUACGAGCUGAGCGUGCUGUGCGACUGCGAGAUCGCGCUCAUCAUCUUCAACCACUCCAACAAGCUGUUCCAGUACGCCAGCACCGACAUGGACAAGGUGCUGCUCAAGUACACCGAGUACAACGAGCCGCACGAGAGCCGCACUAAUGCCGACAUCAUUGAGACCCUGCGGAAGAAGGGCUUCAACGGCUGCGACAGCCCCGAGCCCGACGGGGAGGACUCGCUGGAGCAGAGCCCCCUGCUGGAGGACAAGUACCGGCGCGCCAGUGAGGAGCUGGACGGGCUCUUCCGGCGCUAUGGGUCCACCGUCCCAGCCCCCAACUUUGCCAUGCCUGUCACGGUGCCCGUGUCCAACCAGAGCUCCCUGCAGUUCAGCAAUCCCAGUGGCUCCCUGGUCACACCGUCCCUGGUGACGACAUCCCUCACAGACCCCCGGCUCCUCUCCCCGCAGCAGCCAGCCCUGCAGAGGAACAGUGUAUCUCCCGGCCUGCCCCAGCGGCCAGCCAGUGCAGGGGCCAUGCUGGGGGGAGACCUCAACAGUGCAAACGGAGCCUGCCCCAGCCCUGUUGGGAACGGCUAUGUCAGUGCACGGGCUUCCCCUGGCCUCCUCCCGGUGGCCAACGGCAACAGCCUAAACAAGGUCAUCCCUGCCAAGUCGCCACCCCCACCCCCUCACAGUGCCCAGCUGGGCACCCCCAGCCGCAAGCCUGAUCUGAGAGUCAUCACAUCCCAGGGAGGAAAAGGGUUAAUGCAUCAUUUGACUGAGGACCACUUAGACCUGAACAAUGCCCAGCGCCUUGGGGUCUCCCAGUCUACCCACUCGCUCACCACCCCAGUGGUUUCCGUGGCAACACCGAGUUUACUCAGCCAGGGUCUCCCUUUCUCUUCCAUGCCCACCGCCUACAACACAGAUUACCAGCUGACCAGCGCCGAGCUCUCCUCCUUACCGGCCUUUAGCUCGCCGGGGGGACUGUCACUAGGCAGCGUCACUGCCUGGCAGCAGCCCCCACAGCCCCAGCAGCCGCCGCCGCAGCCUCCACAGCCCCAGCCACAGCCGCAGCCGCAGCCACAGCCACAACAGCCACCACAGCCGCAGCCACAACCGCAGCCACACCUGGUCCCCGUGUCUCUCAGCAGCCUACUCCCGGGCAGCCCUCUGCCCCAUGUGGGCGCUGCCCUCACGGUCACCACCCACCCCCACGUCAGCAUCAAGUCGGAGCCGGUGUCUCCCAGCCGGGAGCGCAGCCCUGCGCCUCCCCCUCCGGUGGUGUUCCCUGCCAGCCGCCCCGAGCCUGGCGAGGGACUCAGCAGCCCGGCGGCCGGGGGCUCCUAUGAGACAGGGGACCGGGAUGACGGCCGGGGCGACUUCGGGCCGACGUUGGGCCUGCUGCGCCAGGCGCCCGAGCCCGAGGCCGAGGGCUCCGGCGGGAAGAGGAUGCGGCUGGACGCCUGGACUUUAAAGUGAUGGUCCCCAUCCCCUCUCUCUGCCUCCCUGAUGAAGAGUUGACAAUCUCACCGCCCACCCGCCCUGCCCCGGGCUCCUCCCGCUUGCCCCCACUCCCUUUCUAGUGCUCCGUGUCCUGUUGACGGUUACGUUUGUGUAUAAUUAUUAUUAUUAUUAUAUUAUUAUUAUUAUUAUUAUAUUUUUUUUAAUUUGGAUUCUUGCUUUGGAGAGGGCGAUGCUUCCAUCCCCUUUCCGCAUCCCCCUGCCAUUUUCACUGGCUGGGAGGGGCUCUUUUUUGCGGGAAGGGGGGGUUACACUUUGCACGUUGUACACAUAUGCUGCAGGAGGGGGCCCAUAGGCCUUUGGGAAGGACAGGUGCCGACCCUGCAUGCGGAGCCCUCCCACCCUAUCUCCCAGAUCAAGGGAAGUAACCAAAAAUCUACCAAACAGCAAGACCCCCCCUCAUACACACCACACCGGAAACCCAGGGUCCGCUGGAUGGGCAGCUCCGUGUUUCGGGAUGGGUGAGCUGAGGUUCUGCUUCGGGAAUUUUCCUGGAGCCUCAGGCGCACAGGCGGGUGCUGGAGCCUGGCCCUGCUGCCCUGCACCCCUGGCACAGGCUCUCCCUGGACCCCAGGGUGCAGUGCUGGCCGGGCUUCAGGAAAGGGAAGGUCACCUAGGGGGUGGGGGGUAAGGGGCCUGAAGCACAUUGAGAGAAGACAGCCAUGCAGAGGGGCCAGGAGGGCAGAGCCGGGCCAGGCGCUGGGCCCCCUACCUGACAUGCUCCCCGAGACAUGCUAGUGCAAUAGCCCCUGGUGCCUCUUCCUGGUGCAGGGGGUGGGGGGGCAGGGAGGGGCCUUCCAUCGUGGGGCCGGUGUAGACAGGCUGUCCCUUCCCUGCACGCACACUUCCACCAGGAGUGGACUGGGGGUCACAGCAAGUCUGUCCCCCUAGUCUCUCCUGGACCCUCUCCCCACCCACCUCCUGGCUCCUUCCGCUCCUGACCCCACCUCCCUGCUCUUAGCUCCCUCAUUGUCUCGCUACCUCCUGUCCCACCACCCCAGGCCGGAUCCCACCUUCCCUCUUGGCUACUGUAAUUGUAAAUAGCAACCUUUGAAAACCCUUAGCAGUGUAACAGUCCAGGAAACUGUUGGUUUUUUUUUUGUUGUUGUUGUUGUAUUGAUAUGAAAUGAGAUUCUAUUUUUGUCAAAGUAUAUUGUAAUAAUAAUGACUCAAACGGCCCGUACUGUACAGACAAGAUUCUUCUGCUGUUGUUCUUGCUGCCCGCCUGCCCCUCCUAGAAUCUCCCCCUUUCCGCUGCCUCCCCUGGGGGAGCAGUGGAAGUGGGGGGGGGUGUCUUGAGACCUAAAGCUGGACCACAGAUCAAACUGGAGGGGGCAGGCCCCCAGCCUACUCCCGUUGUGACCCCACCCUCAGGGACCUGGGUCUGGGGCCAUGCAAGGGGUUGAAAGGAUGGAGUCGGCCUCCUCCUUCCCAGGAACCUGGGCUUCUAGUUGGGCAAGAGAAAGGCAGACAUGGCCCAAUUGUGUGGUAGGCGGCUGUUGUGGCAUUUGUGUGGUGGUGUGUGACUUGAAGGUAGGGGGCCACAGCCUGAGUGCUCACAGGACGGCCAGCGCUUGUGUCAUAGGUUCCUUGUAUUUCUCUAUGUAUGCAUUAGUGCUCACGUGCAUGCGCAGUUCUGUGGAACUCUGAGAUGCCUGGGCUCGUAACGAGUCAGGUGAUGAACUCUGAAGGCAUACGUGCACAGAGGGACCAUCCAGUUCCCUGACCUGCUGCCCGCCCAUUCCCUCUUUGUCCCCUGCUAGCUGGGGGACACGCUGCUGCAGUCAGGGCAUCUAGCUGUUGCCCUUCUUCCUUCAGCCCUACCUCCCACCCACCCUGGGGUACUUCCCACGGCUGCCCAAGCUAAACCCCUCCUUAAUUCCCCCUCAUCCCUGGUCCCAGGGGAAAGGCCAGUUCCUCUCCUCGAUGCAGUCUUGGGCCCGCUGGGCCAUGGGCCUCCCAGCACCCCCACAAAACCCCAUACCCCUGCCCAUCGAGCACAGUUUGCCCUCCUUGGGGGCAUCUGGCCAGGGCCCCAGAGAAAGCAGGGUGUGUGCCCCCACCCCAGCCCGGCAUGCGUAGUUGGCUCUCAGUUGCUGAGCAGGUGUCUGGCUGGGUGCAGGUGCUCAAUCAAUGCAGAACGACCGGCCGCCCCAUCUCAGGCUGCUCCCGCCUGUAGGCCGGGCCCCCCCACCUUCAACACGGGCCCCGCCACUCUUGGUGCAAUAUAAUCCAGGUCGCCUGCAGCUCACAGCAGCAAACCUGGCUUUCGAUUCCCAUGUGUGCAUGUGAGUGUGUGUGUGCGUGUGGUGUGUGUGUGUGAGAAAGAGAGAGAGAUUUCUUCUCUUUCCCCGGAGACAGGGGGGCGGUCUGUGAAUGGAUCUGUGACAUUUCUGCAGCUCUGUAUCCCAAGGUUCCUUUUGAGGGUCGGGGCCCCUGGGAACCCAGCCCUCAAAUGUGGACUUCAUUUCUUUCUCUCACAAGCCAAAUUUGCCUCCACCCACUCCUUCCUCUGAAGAACUGGGCGCUUGCCAAAGUCAUCACUGGAGUCACCCACUGCCCCCCCAGGUUCCCACAGCCUGUGGGGGCAGCGGGCCAGAGGACCCUCCUCCUGCCAGGGAACACCCACUUCCCUGACCUUGGACAGGAAGGAAACAAUGCACCUUCUCUUGCUGAUUAUUUAUUUGUUUGGAGAGACAGAAAUGAUGUAAAAGUGUAUCUAGAAAUAUCUCUAUAUAUUUUUAACUGACUUUGGAAUCCCUUGGGGUGGGUGGGGUGGGGGCGUGUUUUAGCAUUCAAGCAGGGAUGGCAACAGAGCCCUGGGAACUGGUUCUCCCCUCUGCCACCUCGUCACCCCAAGUUGGAGAAAUGGGGCAUUUGUAUGGAGGCAGUGGGGCUGGAGUGCUAUAUAGAGAAUCUGGAGUCUGUCUUCCCCAUGCACAUGAGGUGGGGGAGAACAAGGGGUGGAUAGGCCAUGGAGGUGCCCCACCCCGAGCCCGACAAUCACCCACACUCUGGGGCUCCUCCUGGUCUUGGGUAGGUGACUCCAAGUGUGUGGCUGUUGGUUCGUUUUCAAUAUUUCCUUUCGUGCUGUACGGUGAUGCUUUCUUAGUAUUCUACACAAUAAGAACAGGCAAGUCCUUGAGAUUCUUAUGAGUUUUGUUUGAGAACUCUUUCACUAUAUUUGUUGUAAAGAGGUUUACUAUUAAAAGAAAAAGAACACACAUUUGUGAUA
Suncus etruscus (white-toothed pygmy shrew) is the source of this 5356-nucleotide messenger RNA. RefSeq names its product myocyte enhancer factor 2D (gene MEF2D). The transcript has 11 exons. Gene Ontology annotation, biological process: cell differentiation; positive regulation of transcription by RNA polymerase II. The coding region runs from base 520 to 2079 and encodes 519 amino acids. The record is from RefSeq and is a predicted model, not a curated record. Gene Ontology annotation, molecular function: RNA polymerase II cis-regulatory region sequence-specific DNA binding; protein dimerization activity; DNA-binding transcription factor activity, RNA polymerase II-specific. Lineage: Eukaryota; Metazoa; Chordata; Mammalia; Eulipotyphla; Soricidae.